UUUUACCCAUUUUACGUUUCCUCUUUUUAUUUUAUUUUCACUGCUAUUUCGCCUCAUUGCCUUUCAAAGUUUGUUUUUUUACUAUUCUUCUUCUCCUCCCUCCUCUUUUUGUUCUAUGGGAGAAGAAGUUUUUUGAGAUUAUUCAAUCAUGGGAAACUGCUGCAGAAAACCAGCCAAGUGCGCUCAUGCUUCUUCUACUAAUUUUUCUUCUGGAAGAAAAAAGUCUCAUAAUAAUGAGUUGAAGCAGGAUUCUACCUCUUCUUACCUGCAAGCAUCAUGGGGAAGCUUCAACAACUCUUUGAUAACAAGCAAGGUUGAUACAUCUGUUCCCAGCAAUCUCAAGUCAUUUAGCUUUAGUGAACUAAAGAACGCCACCAAGAACUUUCGUUCAGAAACAUUUCUUGGAGAGGGUGGCUUUGGGUGCGUUUUCAAAGGAUGGCUUGAUGAGAAUACCUUAGCUCCUACUAAACCAGGAACUGGGAUUGUUGUGGCAGUAAAGAGGCUCAAGGCAGAAAGCUUUCAGGGCCAUAAGGAGUGGCUUGCAGAAGUGAACUAUCUGGGACAGCUUCGUCAUGGAAAUCUAGUGAAGCUUAUUGGAUAUUGUGCAGAAUCUGAGAAUAGACUUCUAGUUUAUGAGUUUAUGCCCAAGGGAAGCUUGGAGUGUCAUUUAUUCAGAAAAAGGGAUCUACCUCUUCCGUGGGCUACACGGAUGCGCAUUGCCAUUGAUGUAGCAAGGGGAUUGUCCUUCUUACAUGGGUUAAAUGCCAAUGUUAUCUACCGUGAUUUGAAGGCGUCCAAUAUUCUACUUGAUUCAGAUUUUAAUGCGAAGCUUUCAGAUUUUGGCCUUGCAAGAGAUGGACCUACUGGAGAUAAUACUCAUGUUUCAACGAGAGUGGUGGGAACUAGGGGUUAUGCUGCGCCAGAAUAUGUAGCCACAGGUCACUUGACUCCAAAGAGCGAUGUGUAUAGCUUUGGUGUUGUCUUGCUAGAAUUACUAUCAGGAAGAAGAGCAAUGGACGAUGAGAGGGCUAACUUCGUCGAAGAAACUCUGGUCGAUUGGGCGAAACCUUUCCUGAGUGACCCCAGGCGAGUUUUAAGAAUCAUGGACACUAGAUUGGGUGGUCAGUACUCCAAGAAAGGAGCCCAAGCUGCAGCUGCACUUGCAUUACAAUGCCUGCACACAGAUCCCAAAAAUAGGCCAUCAAUGACCGAGGUCCUAACGGCAUUAGAAAAAAACAUAUCAAAGGAUGUCCCAACAUCACCCUCUCCAACUAAUCUGGAUAAUCACAGGAUCAAGCAACUGAAUAGUCCUCGCAGGACCAAUACAGCAAUUACAAACUUGACAUGACCUGCAUUUUCCCUUGUGUUCUGGGGAACCAUAGUGCUCUUGAAGCUAGUACAUGUAAAGCUUCUCAGCUUUGCAGACCAUGCAAAAACCAAAUUUUGCAGCAAAAAAAUCAAUGUUUGUAUAUAGUCUCCCAGUUGUGGGAGAAUGUUAUUUUGGAAAUGGCAUGUAUAUGAAUCUUGUGGGGGGCUCUUUUUACAAGUUUUGCUUGUUAGGGACUAGGAGGAUUAUGUUGUCAAACAAAAUAAUUGGAUGGUUAUUUUAGGCUCAGUACUCACCGUUUUUGGAAUAAAAGUAGAAGUUACACAAUUUUGUUUUA
Molecule: messenger RNA, 1664 nt
Organism: Manihot esculenta (cassava)
Lineage: Eukaryota; Viridiplantae; Streptophyta; Magnoliopsida; Malpighiales; Euphorbiaceae
Product: probable serine/threonine-protein kinase PBL18
Exons: 6
Coding region: 149-1348 (399 amino acids)
Biological process (GO): protein phosphorylation
Molecular function (GO): protein kinase activity; ATP binding
Source: RefSeq, a predicted model, not a curated record